Molecule: messenger RNA, 432 nt
Organism: Pseudovirgaria hyperparasitica
Lineage: Eukaryota; Fungi; Ascomycota; Dothideomycetes; Acrospermales; Acrospermaceae
Product: ribosomal protein S9
Exons: 4
Coding region: 1-432 (143 amino acids)
Biological process (GO): translation; maturation of SSU-rRNA from tricistronic rRNA transcript (SSU-rRNA, 5.8S rRNA, LSU-rRNA)
Cellular component (GO): ribosome; cytosolic small ribosomal subunit
Molecular function (GO): structural constituent of ribosome; RNA binding
Source: RefSeq, a predicted model, not a curated record
AUGGCUUCUACACAGAGUGUACAGUGCUUCGGCAAGAAGAAGACCGCGACUGCUGUCGCUCACUGCAAGGCCGGAAAAGGUCUCAUCAAGGUCAACGGCAAGCCCCUCGCGCUCGUCCAGCCUGAGGUUCUGCGCUUCAAGCUCUACGAACCCGUCCUCAUCCUCGGACUUGAUAAGUUCGCCGAUGUAGACAUCCGCGUUCGUGUCUCCGGCGGUGGUCACACUUCCCAGAUCUACGCCAUUCGACAAGCCAUUGCCAAGUCAAUCAUUGCAUACUACCAAAAAUUCGUCGAUGAGCACUCAAAGAACCAACUGAAGACCGCCCUCGUACAAUACGACCGCACACUCCUCGUUGCCGACAACAGACGGUGCGAGCCCAAGAAGUUUGGCGGUCCGGGUGCCCGUGCCAGAUACCAGAAAUCCUACCGUUAA